Anarrhichthys ocellatus (wolf-eel) is the source of this 1168-nucleotide messenger RNA. RefSeq names its product neural cell adhesion molecule L1-like. The transcript is spliced from 4 exons. The coding region runs from base 257 to 1075 and encodes 272 amino acids. The record is from RefSeq and is a predicted model, not a curated record. Gene Ontology annotation, biological process: cell-cell adhesion. NCBI's taxonomy places the organism in Eukaryota, Metazoa, Chordata, Actinopteri, Perciformes, Anarhichadidae.
UCUCCCUCCUCUCCCUCCUCCUCUUCCUCUACUUCUCCUCCACAGCCGGAGCUUGUGGAGCUGACAGACACAAACAUCAAGUUAAAACCGGGUUGUUUACUCGUCUCCUCUCUCCUGAGGCUCAAGGAUCUCCCUGAAGCGUGUGUGUCUGUGUGUGUGUGUGUGUGUGUGUGUGUGCGUGUGUGUGUGUGGGUGUGUUUCUGUGUGUUGAUGAGUGAGCGGGUGUCUCGCGUCACUUUUCAUGGGACAUUGAGAGAUGUGUGUGUCACAGCGUCGGUGGACGGGCUUUAGGGGGCCGUGCUCCCCCGCCUCCCCCCUGAUCCUCCUCCUCCUCCUCCCUCUGUCCUUCCUCUCCUCCACUCCUCCUCUCGCUCAGGGAUCCAUCGACAUCCCCAAAGACUAUAAAGUGCAUAACAUGUCGCAGCCUCCGGUCCUGACAGAGAUGCCGAUGUCGUACACAGCCUUCUCUCAGGAGGACAUCUAUCUGCCCUGUGAGGCCUCCGGUAACCCGACACCAACUUUCCGUUGGGUGAAGGACGGCGAGAAGUUCCGCUCGGAGCGAAAAGAAUCCGGGACGCUGCGAGGCGAAGACCAGGAGCCCCUCGACUCGUACGAGGGCUACUACCGCUGCUACGCCUCCAACACGCUGGGGACCGCCACCACACAAACCAUACAGGUCAUCGUGGAGGGUGAGUCUCACACACACACACACACAGACACAGACACAUACACACACAGACACACAAACGCAGACACAUGCACACACACACACAUACACACAGACACACACACAUACACACACACACACACUGGGGCCACCUGUUCUGCUCUCUCAUCUCUUGUUACCGUAGCAACCGUUUCCUGCAGACAGAGCCGUGACGUCACUCGGUCGCGAGGCGUUGCACGGCGUCAGGAAAGUCACCCAGCUGGUGUUCAGCCUCCGAUUACACUCGCUCUGGUCAGAGCAGAGGAUCGGUUCAGUACAAACAGCAAAUGUCCACCGUCUGCUCCGCAGCAGACAGACUCAGGUAGAGAGCAGCUGGUGAACGUAGUGGAGCAUUUAGCUCCAGCGUGAGACUCACAUCACGACCAGAGAGAACUCUGGUCUCUCAAACACAAUAAAACCCUCACAAGUAAGUUCAUCACAACAUGUGACCAACAAGCAGAA